AGAGAAAAGCGAGAAAAGCGAGAUCUAGUUUGGGGGUCGGCGCGCGGCCGGCGCGUGAGCGUCCGUGCCGGCGCCGGAGCCUCUGUUUUGUCCUUCUUAGUGUCUCUCCUUCGCUCUUCUUCGCCGUCCUGUCAACGACUGCCUUGUCCGAACUCUGGAUUCGACAUCACCGCUUACGGUGGUCUCGGUCUUGGAGCAACGACGCUCUCGUCGGGAGGGUCCUGGUGGUAGAAGUGGCAUGCAUGUUCAGUGGUGGUUUUUUUCCGGGAGGUGGAGGCUUUCGUAGAUCCACCGCCGCCGGCUCUAGUUCCCGGGAAGGGAGUCUUCAUUAGAUUUGCCUUCGCCGGCUCUAGUUUUGGAGAGCGGAGGCUAGCACAGCUCCGCGCUGCCACUUAGGAUCCCGCGGUUCUUUGGGAAAAGUUUUCUAGUUUAGUUUUGUUUCAUGGUCGGCGUAGUUGUCGGUAAGUCUUGGGUGGGGUCACUGCGGUUGAGUUCUUGGUAGAAGACAAGGGUCGCCGGUGAGGUGAUGAUUCACAAGGAAAGGAAGAGAUGGUGUCUUGGGUCGCGUGUCUUGGGUUUGAAGUAUGAUAAAGGCGGAGGAGAUCUCGAAGAUCGAUUGAUCUCUCCGGCGGGAUGACACGGCGGUGAAGUAGGGAUUUGCGUUUGUUUGGAGGCUUGUCUGGUUUCGAGCUCCGUCUAACAAGGUUCUCGCGGGUGGUUGUUUCCGGUGGCGUAAAGGCGGAGGUGAUCAAGUCGAGGCGGUGUCGACGUGUUUCGCGUCAAUGGAGCAGAUCACUCCACGUGUCGAGCCGCCUCCUUGAUGCGCUUGCCAGCGGGCCGGGUGGUUUCUUAGGGUGGGCCGAGGGCCUGUUUUAGUUUUUAUGUUGCCCCAGGGGUUUGGGCUUGCGUUUGUUUUCGUUGUAAUCGGGCUUCGGCCUUGUUUGGGCUUGGCCCUUUCUUCUUAUAAUAUCAAAACUUUGGCGGAAAAAAAAAAAAAAAGUCAUAAACAACUGUUUGAUACUAUGAGAGAAAGCUGUAUUUAGAAUCACAAAUAAGAAGAAAAGAAGUUUCUCUACUGUUUAACAAAUGAGUAAAGUUAAAAAAGGGGAUGGAAAAGUCAUCUUCUUUUUGUCGGUUUGACUUGACAUAAGUAGUCAUGUUUAUUUUUUGUCGUUAUCUGGUCAGUAAAUCUACUCUUCAGGCCUACAAACUUUCAUGAAAUGGUCAGCUGAUCAUAUGAGCAUUCUAAAAUUUGUAUUUAUCUUUUAACUGACAGAUACUAGUGGUCCAAUGUAAAUGAUCACUUGAUCAGUAAUAAUAUGUUUCAAACUCCCGUAAUAAAUUACAAUAUAAGAAUUCUCAUAUCAAUUAAAUCGAGCUGCAUUGGUUAUGAAAUAAAGAUAUUUGUUGUUACAACUAUCACAUUCCAACCCACAUGUUAGAUUUUGAUGAUAAAGAAGUAAAGACCUUAAGAGAAUGAUUUCGACUUUUUAAAAACUCACUUUCUCUUUCCCUCCUUUAUGCAGACACAAGAAAAGGAAAUGAAAUUAAAGGGAGAUCUCCACUAGUGAGCGAUAAAGACUCCUCACAUUCUCUUUGUAAAUCUCUAAAAUCUCAUCAGUCUCUCUUUUCAACUUGAAAAUCCUACAAGUCUGGAGAGUGAAUCAAACCUGAAAGUAUUUUGUUAGGCAAAUGAUAAAGAUUCUUCAUCUACUUCUUAAGGUCUCGGUUGUCCAGUUUCUCUGUUGUGUAUAUGCUUCUACUGCAUUUCAUCCACCUGCUUCACAGCCUUCCCUGUCUCCUGUUUACACUUCCAUGGCUUCCUUCUCUCCAGGAAUCCAAAUGAGUAGAGGCCAAGUACACAAUAAACUUAUAAUCGCUCUUAUAAUCAGCUCCUCGUCGCUAGGACUAAUAGUUUUUUGUUGUUUAUGCUUUUGGGCUGUUUAUCGGUCUAAGCAAUUUCCCAAACCCACCAAGAACUCAGAGAGUGGGAUUUCAUUACCCAAGAAGGGUUUUGUGCAGUCCUUCGAUUACAAGACACUAGAGAAAGCAACAUGCGGUUUCAAAGACAGUAAUCUUAUAGGACGAGGCGGGUUUGGAUUUGUUUACAAAGCCUGCUUAGACAAUCACACUCUAGCCGCGGUUAAAAAGAUCGAAAACGUUAGCCAAGAAGCAAAACGGGAGUUUCAGAACGAAGUUGAUCUAUUGAGCAAGAUUCACCAUCCGAACAUCAUCUCACUUUUGGGACAUACAAGUGAAAUCAGCUCGAGCUUCAUCGUUUACGAGCUGAUGGAAAAGGGAUCUUUGGAUGCACAGUUACACGGACCUUCUCGGGGAUCGGCAUUAACAUGGCACAUGCGGAUGAAGAUUGCUCUUGAUACAGCCAGAGGUGUAGAGUAUCUUCAUGAGCGCUGUCGUCCUCCGGUUAUCCACAGAGAUAUAAAAUCUUCAAAUAUUCUCCUUGAUUCUUCCUUCAACGCCAAGAUAUCUGAUUUUGGACUUGCGGUAACGAACGGGAUGCACGGCAAGAACAACAUUAAACUAUCUGGGACACUUGGUUAUGUUGCUCCAGAAUAUCUCCUAGAUGGUAAAUUAACGGAUAAAAGUGAUGUUUACUCAUUCGGAGUGGUUCUACUUGAACUGUUGCUGGGAAGACGGCCGGUUGAGAAGUUGAGUUCGGUUCAGUGCCAAUCUCUGGUCACUUGGGCAAUGCCACAACUUACGGAUAGAUCAAAGCUUCCUAAAAUAGUGGAUCCAGUUAUCAAAGAUACAAUGGAUCAUAAGCAUCUAUACCAGGUAGCAGCUGUGGCAGUGCUUUGUGUACAGCCAGAACCGAGUUAUAGACCGUUGAUAACCGAUGUUCUUCACUCACUUGUUCCACUGGUUCCGGUAGAGCUAGGAGGAACACUCCGGUUAAUAUCAUCAUCGUCCUAAAGCAAAUAAUUCUUGCUUAUAUAUAUAGGGAUUGAUCUUAUUGCUUCAGAACUUUUGGGGUGAAAAUGUGAGAAUAAAGGUUUUCAAGGGGUAUUCACUUCUAAUGAUUGUAUUUGUAACUUGCCUAUACUAUACAAUUUUUAUAUUCCACCAAGUAAAUAUUCAAUAUUUAUGUCUUUUGCA
This is a messenger RNA of Brassica rapa (field mustard), 3117 nucleotides long. Its product is annotated as probable receptor-like protein kinase At1g80640. Gene Ontology annotation, molecular function: protein kinase activity; ATP binding. The record is from RefSeq and is a predicted model, not a curated record. Lineage: Eukaryota; Viridiplantae; Streptophyta; Magnoliopsida; Brassicales; Brassicaceae. Gene Ontology annotation, biological process: protein phosphorylation.